AUGCGCGGCACUCUCAUCUUCGCGGGCUCUUCAUGCCCGGCCCUCACUACUCAAAUAUGUGAGAACCUGGGUAUGGCUCCUGCCGAGGCGGAGCUUACCCAAUUUUCCAAUGGCGAGACGAGCGUGCGAAUCUUGACCAGCGUCCGAGAGAAGGACGUCUUCGUCGUCCAGUCCGGCAGCGCUAAUGUCAACGACACUAUCAUGGAGCUGUUGAUCAUGAUCUCGGCCUGCAAGGGCGGCUCGUCGAACAAGAUCACUGCUGUGCUGCCGUACUUCCCCUACAGCCGCCAGUCCAAGAAGAAGUCCCACCGCGGUGCGAUCACGGCGAGGAUGCUUGCAAACCUCCUCGGCGUCGCUGGCGUUAAGCACGUCGUCACCGUCGACCUCCACGCGUCUCAGAUGCAGGGCUUCUUCAAGUGUCCCGUCGACAACCUCCACGCUGAGCCCUUGUUGGCGAGGUGGAUCCGCCACAACGUGCCGAACUGGAAGGAGGCUGUUGUCGUAUCCAAAAACGCCGGCGGUACCAAGCGUGUGACAUCGCUUGCGGACGCCCUGAAGCUGAACUUUGGAAUGGUCACUACCGAGAAGAAGCGUGGUGGCAACAUGACAUCGAGCAUGAUCAUGCACCACCUUGACAACCUCGACCGCGAGCCUGUCUUGGAGAGCAGUCGCACUCCGCCUGCCCCUAGACCAACCACCCCUCCUGCCACCGGUCGCGCUGCUAGAGUCAGGGCCGACGCCCACGGCUCGCCUCAGCACACCAACCCCCCGCGCUCUCAUCCCAGCACCAUGGAUGACCGGCCAACGACCCCUACACAGUCCAAGCCCACCAACGGUGCUACGGAUGACGACGAGGAGGGCGAUGCGGAGUAUGAUGACCGCCGCGCUCACGAAGUCACCCACGGACGUCUUGUCCAAGGCCACAUCGUGGACGACGACUAUCCAUCGCCGGCUACCUCGACCGCGGGCGGCAGCGUCCGUGACGACGACCCGAUGGCUAUGUCUCAGGCAUCGUCCUUCUUCGCUCCUCAGCCCCAUGCGCUGGGCGGCUCCGGCGACGCGGUUCCUGAGUCAGACGAGGAAGAUGAGGUCCUCAAGGACCCGAAGGUCGAGCACAUGAUAACCCUGGUCGGCGAUGUCAAGAACAGGACCGUAUUCAUCGUGGAUGAUAUGAUCGACAAGCCAGGCUCCUGGAUCGCUGCGGCCGAGACUGUGGUGAAAAAGGGCCGCGCGAAGAAGGUCUACUGCAUGGCGACCCACGGUGUCUUUGGUGGUGACUGUCUUGAGCAGAUGCAGAAAUGCGAGUGCAUUGAUGCCAUCAUCGUGACCAACAGCUUCCCUAUUCCCGAGGACCAGGCCAAGCGCACCCCCAAGCUUGUCGUCCUGGAUCUUUCCUUCCUCCUCGCCGAGGCCAUCCGUCGCAACCACUACGGCGAGUCAAUCUCUCCCUUGUACCAGCACAUCCUGGACUAG
This is a messenger RNA of Colletotrichum chrysophilum, 1473 nucleotides long. RefSeq lists its product as uncharacterized. The record is from RefSeq and is a predicted model, not a curated record. Gene Ontology annotation, cellular component: cytoplasm; ribose phosphate diphosphokinase complex. The coding region runs from base 1 to 1473 and encodes 490 amino acids. NCBI's taxonomy places the organism in Eukaryota, Fungi, Ascomycota, Sordariomycetes, Glomerellales, Glomerellaceae. The transcript has 3 exons. Gene Ontology annotation, biological process: 5-phosphoribose 1-diphosphate biosynthetic process; ribonucleoside monophosphate biosynthetic process; purine nucleotide biosynthetic process. Gene Ontology annotation, molecular function: ribose phosphate diphosphokinase activity; magnesium ion binding.